AUGGCAAAAUUUACGCACCUUUUAUUUUGUAUCACCCUAAUUACCACCUUGAUUUCGGCCAUCUAUACUAUCAGUUUACCAACUAACGAGACGGCUCAUGGUGCUGUCGUCGUCACAAAUAAUGAAAAUGGUAUCGUAGUAAAGGUACCAGUAUGCUAUGGACCACAUGAUUGUGGUCACGGAAAGUGCAUUGAAAAUCGCACAAGCUGUCAAUGUGAACGAGGAUGGAUCACAGUUAAUAGUACGAAUGCAAGUGAAGAGACAAAAUAUUGUAAUUAUCAACAGCGUUCGAAGAAAACAGCUUUCUUUUUAUCAUUCUUCGUUGGCGUGUUCGGUGUUGAUUGGUUUUAUCUUUGCAGAUCAAAUUUACUCUUCAUAUUUGCUGGAAUAUUGAAAUUAUUUUUGGGGCUCAGUUGUGGAGGUGUUUGGUUUUCAACAUGUUUCGCGUCAGAAAAUGGAAGUAUUGAAUCAUCUAAAUCCAAAUUUCGCGCUGCUAGCACAUUCUUCAGUUUGUUAACAUUUGCAUGGUGGAUUGUUGAUUGGAGCCGUAUAUUAGGAAAUCGCUUUCCGGACGGUAAUGGUAACAUACUUGGUUCAUGGUAG
Adineta ricciae is the source of this 603-nucleotide messenger RNA. The record is from the annotation of a GenBank genome assembly. Lineage: Eukaryota; Metazoa; Rotifera; Eurotatoria; Adinetida; Adinetidae.